ACUACUUUUUUUUUUUCUCCUUUUUUUUCUCUCUCUCCCUGUUCAUUCUCAUGUGUUUCUUCACUGUCUUGCGGUUGCACUCCUCAUCUGAUCUCUCCAAAUAUGGUGCUUGUGCGUCUUUUUGCUCACUUUACUUUCUCUCUUGGUCACUCCCUUGUGUGCAUUAUCUCUUGUGCACUUUCUUUCUUCAUUCCAACUUGUGGGAUAUUCAUUACAUUUGCUCUUUCUCGUUUUCUUUGGGUACAAACUGUGUCUCAUCCUCUUGCUAUUUUAUCAUCUCCCCCUUUUUUUUUUUUUCUCUGCCUUUUUGCCAAUUUGCUUAUGAAUUUUCUCUCUCUUAUGUGUUCAUACUCUCUCCUCUUUUCUUUCACUCAUGCACUAUUUCUCCUGUCUACAUAUGCUCAAUUUCCCUUACCAUAUUUAUAUCUCAUGUUUAUUUUUCCACACUUGCACUGCUCUCCUUGUCUUACUCUUUUACUACCGGUUUCCUUCACUUACUUUCUCUAUUUCCCACAUAUUUGUUGUUGUUUUGUUUUUUGUAUUCCUCUGCCACUUGCUUGUAUUUUUAUUCAUAUUCUAUCUUUUCAUGUUCUUGUUGGUGGGGGUUUUCUUGCUUUUGCGCUUUCUCCUCUUUGCCUACGUUGGUGCACUCUCACUGUGAUGUCACCUCCUUGCUUUAUUGUAUUUUUUUGCUCGUCCUCCCCUGCCCUAACUUUUUUUGUGUUAUCUCUAUACUGUGUCUGGCACUCUUCUCUGCUCUUUCUUCCUUCUCCCUCUCCCACUGUUCUAGCAAAGAAGAGAAAAUCGGAGAAGAAUCCAAAUUCUCCCCGCAGAUCCAAGUCAAUAAAACACAAAAAUGGAGAGAUCUCCAUGAAUUCAGACCCAUUCAAGCAAUGCGGUGUCAUAUCUGAACACACUAAGAAGAUGUGCACAAGGUCUCUUCGAUGCCCUCAACACACAGAUGACCAGAGAAGAUCUGUUAGAAUUUACCUUCUAGGUCCCUCUGCCUCUCUCCCUGAGGCAGACGGCAGUACAGACAAUGACAGCUUUGAUGUGGUGGAGGGCCAGGCACUCAUGAGCCGGCUGCAGUGGGAUGGAUCGUCUGACAUCUCCCCAUCUGACUCUGCAUCCUCCAAAGCCAGCACCAAUAAUUCAGAAUCUCGGAAGACAAAGAAAAAAAAGCCGAGUCACGUGAAUCUGGUGAGCGGAGGAGGCGGCAACAACAAUAAGAAGAAGAAGCCUAAACCUCCUGCCCCACUGACCCCUGGGAUGUACAAUGACCUCAACUGAGAGGUUUUGAGGGUGUUCCUCACCAUACCGGAACAAGGUCCAGUGGGGCCUAUAAUGCACUGUUACCUCUCAGUAUAUAGAAACCUCUGGCGGUGGCCUAGGUACAGCCAGACCACACCUAAAAUAAUAAACCCUUGAAUGUGAAUAUUAUGAGGCCGCAGAUAACUGUGUUUAAUACACCAGGAUAGGUGUAUAUAUCUAUGAUAACCCAGUCUGUCCACUUCUGCUCCCUCUGUGUGCUGCUAUAUUUGGAUCUUAUUACAUUGAUUGUGGUCUAGACUGAUAACAAUGAAAUUCUAAGAAAAAGAGUGACAUUUUAUGACUUCUAGUCAUAUUAAGUUUUUGUGCAGCAGUGUUAGGGGAGUUACUGCUUUUGUUGGUAUUGGGUCUUCUGGUUAUCUGUAUAAAGUUAAGCAAUAGGUGUGAUGACCUGGUUGUUCAGGUUCUAAGAAGUGACUGCACCAAAAAGGUUUGUGGUGUAGGCUGCCGGGGAUAUGGGGUGCAGUGGAAUGGUUAAAAGAUCUUGCAUGUAGUAAAUAUUUACACUAAAUAUUAUUUUCAACAAAUGCACCAUAGUUUGGCGAAGUGUUAAAGGGUCAGUUGUGUAUAAGGAUGCAUUGAUUAAUGCUUUAUGUUUAAAGGGAAUCUCUAUUAAUAAGAAACAUUUAAUGUUCUGUUUAGUCAGUGAAUCAUAAAUCAUCAGUAUUAAUUGGAAUGUAAGCAGGUGUUCAUCUCCAUAGAGAAAUUAUCUUAUAGUGCAUUAUUUGGCAAACGUUGAUACAAGCCUGUUCUGCUGAAACUGAAUGUGACCCAUAUUUAGGUUAGUCAAUUGUUAUUGUAUGAGCAAAGUGACCUGAUAAGUGUCUUGUAAGGUCAGCUGCCUGAACGUGCAAAAUGAGUACCAUGUUCCUGUAGCAUUUGAAAUUGGAUUGGCGCAAAUGUAUAUAUUGUAGGGGCCCCUAUGAAUAUGUUAAAGGACAUAUGACUAAGAGUCUCAUUUUAGGGUUUUAGAAAUGUGCAAUAAAAAUGUAAUACUAUGAAAAGCAAAGGGUGGUGUUGGCUUCACCCCUGCUACGUGCAACGUCAAUGUUUGUUUGUUUGUUUUUAUAUAUAUAUAUAUAUAUAUAUAUAUAUAUAUAUAUAUAUAUACAUACAUACAUACACACACACAGUGUGUGUGUGUAUAUAUAUGUAUAUAUAAUCGGUAUUUGUUUCUUUUCUGAGCCAAAAAUCUUCUUGUGCAAGUGAAACACACAAAGAUCUGUGACCAUAUCUUAGAGUGUUUAAUUUGCACAAGAUUAUAUUCGGCUCCACAUUCGGCAGUGAACAAAACUGUCUUGUAUAAUUGUGAGGCUGUGCAUGGCAGGGGUGGACUCUACCUACACACACACCGCCUAGUUGUAAUAUAAGAUCUUGUUUUUAUUGCAUAUCUCUUAAAACGUAAACAUGCGUUUAAAUGUUUAUUAAAAUGGAUGGUACUUAUGCAGUGUCUCUGGCCUUUAACAAGUAAUUUGCUACAAUUAACUGUACAAACUAUAUUGAGAACUUUGGGAUUAAUGUAUAUAGUCAAACAGUUCCCCUAAAGUCCCUAUUAAUAACUAUAACAUUGCACAUAAGCAUUUGUAAAUUGUGUGUUAAUAAAGUUGAAUGACAUUGAUGGUGGUCUUUUAUAUUAUAAA
Molecule: messenger RNA, 2969 nt
Organism: Bombina bombina (fire-bellied toad)
Lineage: Eukaryota; Metazoa; Chordata; Amphibia; Anura; Bombinatoridae
Gene: ATXN7L3
Product: ataxin 7 like 3
Exons: 7
Coding region: 103-1290 (395 amino acids)
Biological process (GO): regulation of transcription by RNA polymerase II; positive regulation of DNA-templated transcription
Cellular component (GO): DUBm complex; SAGA complex
Molecular function (GO): transcription coactivator activity
Source: RefSeq, a predicted model, not a curated record